Molecule: messenger RNA, 678 nt
Organism: Phragmites australis (common reed)
Lineage: Eukaryota; Viridiplantae; Streptophyta; Magnoliopsida; Poales; Poaceae
Exons: 3
Coding region: 1-678 (225 amino acids)
Source: RefSeq, a predicted model, not a curated record
AUGUACCCAGAUUACAUCUUCCGUCGCAGGUUUAGGAUAAAACGUGACCUAUACCUCAAGAUUGUACAGGCAGUUGCUGACCAUGACCCGUGGUUCCAACAGAGAAGGAAUGCUGCAGGAGAGCUCGGCCUGUCGGCGUUGCAAAAAGUCACUGCGGCGUUUCGUAUGCUCGCGUACGAUGCUCCUGCCGAUUCUCUCGAUGAGUGCCUCCGGCUAGGGGAGGCCACUAUCAUUGAGAGUAUGAGGCGGUUUGUGCGAGCCGUCGUCGGGGUAUUCAGCGACGAGUACCUCCGUGCUCCGAACGAGGAGGACACCGCGCGCUUGAUUGCUAUAAACGAGCGAAGAGGGUUCCCCGGGAUGCUUGGAAGCAUCGACUGUUCGGUAAACGACAUCAACGUUCUGCACCGCUCGCAUCUCCUCGACAAUCUUGCCGCUGGCGUGGCCCCCCAGGUACAAUACUCCAUUAACGGACAUGCCUACACCAUGGGGUACUACCUUGCAGACGGUGUCUAUCCGGAAUGGGCCACCCUCGUGAAGCCUAUUACUUGUCCAGUUGGGAGGAAGCGGCAACACUUCGUCGUUCAGCAGGCGGCGUUACGGAAGGAUGUCGAACGGGCCUUCGGGGGUCCUAUAGUCUCGGUUUCCCAUAGUCCGGGGGGCUACGAGGAUAUGGGAUGA